CCUAAGCUAACAUCACGUGAUAAUAGGCAAGAAGAAGCAAUCUGAAGCAUAAAAAUGUCUACAUUAAAAGAUGAAAUUGAGGCUUGUAACGUCAAGUUUAUGGCAGCUUUUGACAAGGGAGAUAUGGCCGCUCUUUCUUUAUGCUAUUCCGAGGAUUGCAAGCUAAUGCCUACUGGUGCUGGAGUCAUGGAGGGCAGGGAGGCUGUCCCCAAGAUCUUCCAAUCAGUUCGUGAUGCUGGGGCUACUAAAGUGGUCCUGCGAACUGUAGAAGUUGGUCCAAUGGGUGGAGGAGAUGUAGUUUACGAGAGAGGCUCCUACACUUUCUACAAGGGAGACGGGUCUACUUUUGAUGAUGGAAAGUAUGUUGUGAUUUGGAAGAGGAUUGGUGGGCAGUUGUAUCUCUACACUGACAUCUUUAACACCAACGGAUCCCAGUAAAGUUGACACUCUUUGCUACACUACCUAAUAUGCUGCUCAAUUGACUGUCCCUUCAUUAUUAAAUUUUUUCGACAAACUAGAUCUAUUUUUUUUCUAAAUAAUGUUGUUGCUAAUGAUAAUAAAAA
Amphimedon queenslandica is the source of this 563-nucleotide messenger RNA. RefSeq lists its product as uncharacterized. The transcript has a single exon. NCBI's taxonomy places the organism in Eukaryota, Metazoa, Porifera, Demospongiae, Haplosclerida, Niphatidae. The record is from RefSeq and is a predicted model, not a curated record. The coding region runs from base 55 to 438 and encodes 127 amino acids.